CCGGCUGGGCGGCUUAAAGGGCUGGGUUGCCUGACUGUGCGGUCAGAGCCGAGGUUGCGGUUCAGGCAGAUCUGGAUCGAGGGCGGGAGGCCGAGACCCGCAGGGAUGCUGCCCAUCACAGAGCAACUGCUGCACCUCCUGGGGUUGGAGAAGACGGCGUUCCGUUUGUAUGCUGUGUCCGGGCUCCUUCUCACCCUGCUCUUCUUCCUCUUCCGUCUGCUGCUGCAGUUCCUGAGGCUCUGCUGGGGUUUCUAUAUCACCUGCCGCCGACUACGCUGCUUUCCCCAGCCACCCCGGCGCAACUGGCUGCUGGGCCACCUGGGCAUGUAUCUCCCAAAUGAGAGAGGCCUCCAAGAUGAGAAGAAGGUGCUGGACGACAUGCACCAUGUGAUCCUCGUGUGGCUAGGGCCCGUCCUGCCACUGGUGGUUCUGGUGCACCCUGACUACAUCAAGCCCCUGGUGGGCGCCUCAGCUGCCAUUGCCCCCAAGGAUGACCUUUUCUAUGGCUUCCUGAAACCUUGGCUGGGAGAUGGGCUGCUGCUCAGCAGAGGUGACAAGUGGACCCGGCACCGCCGCCUGCUGACGCCUGCCUUCCACUUCGACAUCCUGAAGCCCUACAUGAAGAUCUUCAACCAGUGCACUGAUACCAUGCAUGCUAAAUGGCGGGGCCUGGCAGAGGGCUCAGAGGUCUCCCUUGACAUGUUUGAGCAUGUCAGCCUCAUGACCCUGGACUGUCUUCAGAAAUGUGUCUUCAGCUACAACAGCAACUGCCAGGAGAAGAUGAGCGAUUACAUCUCGGCCAUCAUUGAACUCAGUGCCCUGGUGGUCCGGCGCCAGUAUCGCCUGCAUCACUACCUCGAUUUCAUCUACUACCGCACAGCUGAUGGAAGGCGCUUCCGGCAGGCCUGCGACACCGUGCAUGGUUUCACCACAGAGGUCAUCCAGGAGCGGCGGCGGGCGCUACGCCAACAGGGGGCUGAGGCCUGGUUUAAGGCCAAGCAGGGCAAGACCUUGGACUUCAUUGAUGUGCUGCUCCUGGCCAAGGAUGAAGAUGGAAAGGAACUCUCAGACGAGGACAUCCGAGCUGAGGCAGACACCUUCAUGUUUGAGGGUCAUGACACAACUUCCAGUGGGCUGUCAUGGGUACUGUUCAACUUGGCCAAGUAUCCAGAGUACCAGGAGAAGUGCCGAGAAGAGAUCCAGGAAGUCAUGAAAGGCCGGGAGCUGGAGGAACUGGAGUGGGACGACCUGACCCAACUGCCCUUCACCACCAUGUGCAUCAAGGAGAGCCUCCGCCAGUUUCCACCUGUGACCCUGGUCUCCCGCCGCUGCACGGAGGACAUCAAGCUCCCAGACGGACGCAUCAUCCCCAAAGGAAUCAUCUGCCUGGUUAGCAUCUAUGGGACCCACUAUAACCCUGCAGUGUGGCCUGACUCCAAGGUGUACAACCCCUAUCGGUUUGAUCCGGACAACCCACAGCAGCGCUCCCCAUUGGCUUACGUGCCCUUUUCUGCAGGACCCAGGAACUGCAUCGGACAGAGCUUCGCCAUGGCUGAGAUGCGCGUGGCUGUGGCGCUGACGCUACUGCGCUUCCGCCUGAGCGUGGACCGAACGCGCAAGGUGCGGCGGAAGCCCGAGCUCAUUCUGCGCACGGAGAACGGCAUCUGGCUCAAGGUGGAGCCGCUGCCUCCGCGGGCCUGAAGGUCGGCGCGCCCCUGAAGGUCGGCGCUCCUGCGGAUCCCGGGAGCCCAAGCCCCGCCCUGAGAGGCCUAGGUUCCGCCCCUGAGGGCCCAGGCCCCGCCCCCAAGAGCCUGAGGGCAUAGACCACGCCCCCUGGAAGGCUCAGCUCCUGGAGGACCGGACUCCCCCAUUAAGUAGCCUGAUGCUGCAGGUCACACCCACUCAAGGCAAGGCUCCGCAUCUGGACGGUCUGAUCCCGCCCCUCGAGGUCGCGAACCCGCCCCGCUAAGUGCCAGUUUCUGCCCUCUUAUUUGAGGGACCAGGAUUGGCCACGUUCCCUUGGGCUCAGGCCCCGCCCCAGCAUCUCUCGGAGGACCAAGGAUUGAUACCUUAGGCCUCUAGGCUACAAGCCCAGUCUAUCUCAGAUCUCGGCUGGGUUUUAAAAUGAAGACUUGAAAACUGGAGCCUGAGAUCAGAACCCUGAACAUCACCUUCCUGAAGCCCCCAGCUCACAUGGAUGAACUCCCGAGGCUGCAUCCCAGGGCCCAGGAUGUUUGCUGUUGACUUGUAAGCCCAGACUCUCCCUCUCAAGCCCCUUCCUUCUUCCCUUGCUCAUAACCCCUUUGGCGAGUGUCCUGAAUUUUGUAGAAUAUAAGCAAAACAUGCAGACAGCUCCUAUCACCCACUCCCUAGCCAGAUCAGAUCCUCACACCUGGAUUCCAGCAAGGAAAUGAGGGGUCCUGGACAGCUGGGAAGUUGUGGGCUAGGAGGCUGGGAAGCCGUUUGUCUUUGGACAUAAACUUGGGCUUUUUGGGACA
Bubalus bubalis (water buffalo) is the source of this 2498-nucleotide messenger RNA. RefSeq names its product cytochrome P450 4F22. The record is from RefSeq and is a predicted model, not a curated record. Gene Ontology annotation, molecular function: monooxygenase activity; oxidoreductase activity, acting on paired donors, with incorporation or reduction of molecular oxygen; iron ion binding. The transcript is spliced from 13 exons. Gene Ontology annotation, biological process: ceramide biosynthetic process. Bases 106 to 1701 code for a protein of 531 amino acids. Gene Ontology annotation, cellular component: endoplasmic reticulum membrane. Lineage: Eukaryota; Metazoa; Chordata; Mammalia; Artiodactyla; Bovidae.